Molecule: messenger RNA, 3724 nt
Organism: Ruditapes philippinarum (Manila clam)
Lineage: Eukaryota; Metazoa; Mollusca; Bivalvia; Venerida; Veneridae
Product: importin-7-like
Biological process (GO): protein import into nucleus
Cellular component (GO): nuclear envelope; cytosol
Molecular function (GO): small GTPase binding
Source: RefSeq, a predicted model, not a curated record
CACAAAAUAAUUGGAUUUGCACCCCAUUCUUCUGCAAGUAGUGAUGGAAGAAUCAAUUGAUAUGCCAGUCCGACAAGCAGGUGUAAUUUACCUCAAGAACAUGUGCACACAAUUCUGGAAUGAGAGGGAAGCGGAAAAUCCGGGUGAUCCUGUGCCAUUUAGUAUACAUGAGCAAGACAGAUUGACAAUUAGAAACAACAUCAUAGAAGCUGUGAUACAUGCUCCAGAUCCAAUCAGAGUACAGCUGUGCGUUUGUCUAAGCACAAUAAUCAAAUAUGAUUAUCCUGGUCGCUGGCCCAAUUUCCCGGAGAAGGUUGCCUUCUAUAUACAGUCAGAAAAUCAUGCUACGUGGAUGGGAGCCUUUAUGUGUUUGUACCAAAUGGUGAAAGUCUAUGAGUACAAGAGAAGUGAAGAAAGGAAGAUUUUAGACACAGCAAUGGCCCACAUGUUACCCCUGUGUUAUCAAAGAUGUGCCCAGCUCUUGCCAGAUCCCUCCGAGGCCUCAAAUUUGCUACAAAAACAAGUUCUUAAAAUAUACUACGCUUUUAUCCAGAACUAUUUACCAUUGGAAACUUUAACAAAAGAAGUAUUUACACAAUGGAUGGAGUUGAUACGACAAAUUGUAGACAGGCCUGUUCCAGAGGAUACAAAUCAAGUGGAUGAGGACGAUAGGCCAGAACUAGCUUGGUGGAAGGUGAAAAAGUGGGCAGUACAUAUCCUAUCCAGAACUUUCGAAAGAUAUGGAAGCCCAGGAAACGUAACAAAAGAAUACAACCAGUUUGCAGAGUGGUAUUUGAAAGCAUUUUCAGGUGGUAUCAUACAAGUGUUAUUUAAGAUACUGGAACAGUACAGACAGAAAGCAUAUGUAGCACCACGUGUCCUUCAGCAAGCUCUUAACUUCCUCAAUCAAGGUGUGAGUCAUGCAUUUUCGUGGAAGUUUAUGAAGCCUCACAUUCAGCCGAUCAUACAAGAAGUGAUUUUCCCACUGAUGUGUCACAGUGAUGCUGAUGAGGAAUUGUGGGAAACAGAUCCACAGGAAUAUAUCCGCAUAAAAUAUGAUGUUUUUGAAGAUUUUCUUUCCCCUGUGAUUGCUGCACAAACCUUGUUUUAUUCCUGUGCCUCCAAGAGAAAAGAAGUGUUACAAAAGUCCAUGGGUUUCUGUAUGCAGAUACUCACCCAGGGGACGGCCACACCCAGACAGAAGGACGGAGGUCUACACAUGAUUGGGGCAGUAGCUGAAGUUUUAUUGAAGAGAAAGAUAUACAAAGACCAAGCAGAGAUGAUGCUGACUUCACAUGUAUACCCAGAGUUUGUCAGUCCAAAUGGAUUUUUGAGAGCAAGGGCCUGCUGGGUGAUUCGAGUAUUUAGUGAAAUGAAGUUCAAACAAGAAGCACAUUUAUUCCAAGCCCUGGAGCAUACAAAGAACUGUCUAUGUACAGAUAAGGAACUACCUGUAAAAGUGGAAGCUGCCAUAGCUCUACAGAUGCUGAUCACUGAACAGGAAAAAGCAAAAUUAUACAUGAAACCGCAUGUGAAAACUGUGAUAAUAGAACUGCUAAAUUUGAUCCGAGAGACGGAGAACGAUGACUUGACGGGAACCAUGCAGAGAUUGGUGUGUACGUAUGUAGAGGAGGUUACGCCCAUAGCUGUCGAAAUGAUGUCUCAUCUGGCAACAACUUUCUCACAAGUAUUGGAGGCUGAUUCAGAUGGCUCGGAGGAGAAGGCUAUCACAGCUCUCGGUAUAUUAAACACCAUGGAAACUAUACUUACAGUGAUGGAAGAGCAGAAAGAGAUAAUGCUGCAACUAGAAGGAAUUGUGCUCAAUGUUGUGGGAGUUGUACUGCAAAGACAAAUGCUAGAUUUCUACGAGGAAGUGUUGUCAUUGAUCUACAGUUUAACGAGCUCACAUGUCACUGUACACAUGUGGCAGGUCUAUCUAAUGCUGUAUGAAAUGUUCCAGAAAGAUGGUAUAGACUACUUUACAGAUAUGAUGCCUGCCUUGCAUAAUUACAUCACUGUGGACACACAAACAUUCCUUUCCAACCCAAAACAUCUAGAAAUUAUUUAUAAUAUGUGUAAACAGGUAAUGUCAGCUGAUGUAGGAGAGGAUGCUGAAUGUCACGCUGCGAAGUUACUGGAGGUCGUAUUACUGCAGUGUCCAGGGCAAGUUGAUCAAAUUAUAAGACCGUUUGUUGAAUUAGUGCUAGAAAGACUAACUAGAGAAGUUUUAACGUCCGAACUAAGGACAAUGUGUUUACAAGUAGUGAUAGCCGCAUUGUACUAUAAUACGCCUUUACUUAUUGAGACAUUGAAAACAUUGAAAGUGGCCAAUGUGCAAGGGUCAGUGAUGCAGCAAUUCUUAAAACAGUGGAUUCAUGAUGUGGAUUGCUUCCUAGGGUUGCAUGAUAGGAAAGUAAGUGUAUUAGGACUAUGUAAUUUAUUAAGUAUGUUGGAAUCAAAUAGACCAUCAGAAGUGACGGAAGUCGGCUCACAAAUCCUUCCAGCUGCCCUCGUCUUGUUCAGCGGCUUAAAACGAGCGUAUGAGACAAGAGCAGAGAAUGAGAAUUCAGACAGUGAAGACGAUGAUGAUGAUGAAGAUGGCGACUAUGAGCAAGAUGCUCUUGCUAGUGAUGAAGAUGAAGUGGAUGAGGAAGGUCAACAAUAUCUAGAAAAAUUGGAGAAAUCUGUAAAUAAUGAUGGCGACAGUAGUGACGAUGAUUCCCUCGACGAUGAUGAAGCUGAGGAGACUGCCCUCGAGAGUUAUCAGACACCCCUCGACGAGGACAACUGUCCUGUAGACGAAUAUAUCAUCUUUAAACAAAUCCUACAGAAUCUCCAGUCAGUAGAUGGUAAUUGGUAUUCUAUAAUCACUAGUCAGCUUACAGCAGAACAAACUAAACAACUCGAUGAUGUAUUUAAACUAGCCGAGCAAAGAAAAGCCGCAGCAGAAUCAAAGAAAAUUGAACAGAGUGGUGGCUACAAUUUCGCUUCACAGACAGCUGUACCCCAAACCUUCAAUUUUGGCCAAAUAGGAUGAGCGUCCGACCUAGAUUUUAGACAAACUUUCAAAUAGUUUUGUACAGUAAAAAUCACUCUUACGGUCAAAAAAAUGUGCUUGUUUUGUAAGCUGAGACAGCUGACUGAUCGGUCAUCUCUCAUUUAGAAACAAAAAGUGCAUUUUGUUCACCACCCCCCACACACCCCUCUCACCAUGUUUAUUAUCAUCAAGUGCAGGAGGUAUUAGUGCUAAACCAUCAUUUUCAUUUACGAAUUUCAUUGUCAUGAAUGUCAAUUUAUACACUGUUCAAAGUAAAUACAUCACUUUUCAUGGUGAAUUUAAAGAAAUACGCUAUCUUUUCUUUUUUGUGGUUUUAAAGAAUUUAUUUAUCAUUUAUAGCCCCCCUUUUUCCCCAUAUUUAAAAGAUAUUCUUGUGUUAUAUAUAAGGUAUUUAAUGAAUAUGUAUAUUCAUAUGCGUGUGUUCAUCAGUGAGUCGUGUGACGAUAUAUAUGUUAGGUGCAUGAAACGUAAACUGGCCGCAUUUUAUCAAUUUUGUUGACCUCGUGUAAGGGUGGUGUGCAAUAUUAUAACUGCUUGCGUUUCUCCAAAGUAAUCUAUUGCCAAAUAGUCCCGCCCUUGUACUGGCUUUAAUAUGUUGGUUGUUCUUUUUUCUUCUUUCUAAAUAUUUGAUGCAUUGUAUAAGGGACAUGUUCUUAAGUUAAUAAA